CUGCGAUGGCGUGCGCUGCGACGCGCUCCACCUCUUCGUCCGCCGGCGGCAACGCCGACCGGGGACCCCGCGAGCGGCCGUCUUCAAUCCGGACGCGUCUUCUCGCGGACGGCCAGUGGAUGUGGCUGCGACGUUCCGCGCCGAACCCCGCAGAUGCCCGCUCGAUCGUCUCGGUGGUCACCUUGUGAAGUGCGAGACCGACUUCGCACGCUCCAUCCUGGUGUUCCUGGAGCCAUGGAUUUGCAACCUCCGGGCAUUCGACUCGUCAGGCUACUCUUGCUCGCACUUGCUAUCGGUGUUCGUGGGAGUCCGGACGCCAAGCGGCUGUACGAUGACCUCAUAUCCCGGUACAACAAGCUUGUCCGCCCCGUCGUCAACGACACGGACGCGCUCACAGUGCGAAUCAAGCUCAAGCUCUCUCAGCUCAUCGAAGUGAACCUCAAGAACCAAAUUAUGACGACCAACCUCUGGGUGGAGCAAUACUGGGACGACUACAAGCUGAGCUGGGACCCUCGCGACUACGGCGGCGUGGACAUGUUGCACGUGCCUUCGGACCACAUCUGGAGGCCGGACAUUGUUCUCUAUAACAACGCUGACGGCAACUUCGAGGUGACGCUGUCCACAAAGGCUCAGCUCAACUACACGGGCCGCAUCCAGUGGAAGCCGCCAGCCAUCUACAAAAGCUCGUGCGAGAUCGACGUAGAGUUCUUCCCAUUCGACGAGCAGACGUGCCUGAUGAAGUUCGGAUCUUGGACUUACGACGGAUUCAAGGUGGACCUCCGACACGUGGACGAGGUGCAAAAUCAGAGCUUGGUGGAAAUCGGUGUAGACCUGACGGAGUUCUACCUCAGCGUCGAGUGGGACAUUCUCGAGGUGCCCGCGGUGCGACACGAGAAAUACUACACAUGCUGCGAGCACCCUUACAUCGACAUCACAUUCAACAUAAGCAUGCGGCGCAAGACGCUCUUCUACACGGUCAACCUCAUCGUGCCCUGCAUGGGCAUCUCGUUCCUCACUGUACUGGUCUUCUACCUACCUUCCGACUCCGGCGAGAAAGUUGCCCUCUCCAUCUCCAUCCUCCUCUCUCUCACCGUCUUCUUCCUGCUGCUGGCCGAGAUCAUCCCGCCUGCGUCACUAGUGGUACCGCUGCUGGGCAAGUACCUGCUGUUCACCAUGGUCCUGGUCACCCUGUCCAUAUGCGUCACCGUCGUAGUGCUCAACGUGCACUUUCGCACGUCCUCCACGCACAGAAUGGCCCCCUGGGUCAAGAGGGUGUUCCUCCAGGUACUGCCGCGCCUGCUCCGCAUGCCCCGGCCCGAGCAGGAAGACCCCCUCUUCAAGCUCGUGGUGCCUAGUUGCAACGGCGCCGAAGCGACGCGAGACCCGUACGCCACCGCCUCGACGAGUGCGUCACCGGGCCCCGGCUUUGAAGACGGCGUGUACCAGCGGGACGAGGACCCGAUCGUCUGCAAGGUGCACGGUCUUCGCAGAACUGCCAGCGAGACGUUCGCGGAGUACGCGACGCAGCCGUCUUCCGUGGGGCACCGCCACCCGUCGCCACCUUCCCCACUGGUUGGCGGUGCACCAGCCAUGAGGCUCCACUUCUGCCCGGAGCUGCAGCGGGCGCUCGAGUCCGUGCACUUCAUAGCCGACCAUACGCGUCGAUAUGAGGAUCACAUCGAGGUAAAGGAAGACUGGAAGUACGUCGCCAUGGUGUUGGACCGGCUGUUCCUGUGGAUCUUCACGGCAGCCGUCAUUGUCGGCACAUGCGCUAUAAUAUUGGACGCGCCCACACUCUACGACACCCGCGAGCCCAUCGAUGUCCGACUGUCCGAGAUCCUUAGUGUGGUCUAUAAGGGACAUCAGUCCUAGUUAGCACCGCCCUUUCAAGGAUAGAAGCAGCAGAACUCAACACGAACUGUGUGUUGCAAACCAUGAGUGUUCGUACAUUUUAUUUUUUCUUUAAAGUGAUGGUGUUAUAGUUAUGAUUCAGCCCGAUACAGCAUGUCUUCUGAAGUUUCCGCACAUCCCACUACCGUGCGGGGCGCCUGCGUUGGUGCCACUUUUUAAGCCACGUGAGAACAACUCAAUGACUGCCUUGGUACAAUGGACCAAUGCGGGACGAGAGAAUGGAGCAUGCCGAAUUUCCAUGGCACUGACGUGUCGAAGUUACAAGGGUGUCGCGGCGUUCUUAUCUUGAUCCUCUACGCAGAAGUUUCAGUAUGAACUUCUUUAGUCCCACCAUUACCAAACGAAACCAAAGGUUAUAAAUAUAGCAAGACCACACAUACAGUUAGCUAUAACAUACGUUGUAACGCGCAAGGUAAGACUACCUCACAUGGAUUUAAUUUUUAACGCGGAGCUUUCUUUGACAUAUUCCAGGCAUAUCGCAGUGGGUAGCUUUAGGUCUCGCCUCGCUUAGGGCACUUGCAAUGAAGGCAAAUUGAUAUAGGUCUUACACUCUGCGAAAAUUAUUAUCGUUCAGAGUGUUCGGCAAGUAGUUCACCAUACGGAAUCGUUUGGAGUUCUGCAAAGCAUUAUCAGAUGGGCUGAAGUGUUUUGCGUAUGGCUGCGUGAUCCGAUCAUGCGUGCGAUUACAGCAGCUAGUCUACGACGGUAGUAUGAGGCCACCAGCAUGACUAAUGAUAUUUCUUUAUUUACUUUCGUACUACAGCUA
This is a messenger RNA of Dermacentor albipictus, 2677 nucleotides long. Its product is annotated as acetylcholine receptor subunit alpha-like. The record is from RefSeq and is a predicted model, not a curated record. Gene Ontology annotation, molecular function: acetylcholine-gated monoatomic cation-selective channel activity; transmembrane signaling receptor activity. Lineage: Eukaryota; Metazoa; Arthropoda; Arachnida; Ixodida; Ixodidae. Gene Ontology annotation, cellular component: postsynaptic membrane; plasma membrane; synapse. Gene Ontology annotation, biological process: regulation of membrane potential; monoatomic ion transmembrane transport; signal transduction.